AUGGGAAGAGGACCUAAGAAGCACCUGAAGCGUCUCGCAGCUCCAUCGUCAUGGAUGCUCGACAAAUUGGGCGGGACCUACGCUCCCAGACCCUCCCCCGGUCCCCACAAGCUCCGGGAAUGUCUCCCCCUCACCGUCUUCCUCCGCAACCGGCUCAAGUACGCUCUUACCGGUGACGAGGUGACCAAGAUUGUCAAGCAGAGGAUAAUCAAGGUGGACGGCAAGGUGCGGACGGACGAGACCUACCCUGCUGGGUUCAUGGACGUCAUCACCAUUGAGCGUUCCGGCGAGCACUUCCGUCUCCUCUACGACAUCAAGGGUCGUUUCACCAUCCACCGCAUCUCGCCCGAGGAGGCCAACUUCAAGCUCCUCAAGGUGCGCAAGCAUCAGCUCGGUGCCAAGGGUGUCCCCUACAUUGUCACCCACGACGGCCGUACCAUCCGUUACCCCGACCCGGCGAUCAAGGUCAACGACACUGUCAAGUUUGACUUUGUCCAGAACCGGAUCACCGACCACAUCAAAUUCGAGGCCGGAAACGUCGUCAUGAUCACUGGCGGUCGUAACAUGGGGCGAUCCGGAGUGAUCGUCCACAGGGAGAGGCAUUUGGGCGGUUUCGACAUUGUGCACGUCAGGGAUGUUUUGGACAGGACUUUCGCUACCCGUCUUUCCAACAUUUUCGUCAUCGGCGAGGGCUCCAAGGCGCAGGUGUCCCUGCCCAAGGGCAAGGGUGUCAAGCUUUCGAUCGCUGAGGAGCGUGACCAGAGGAGGCGCCAGAAGGCUACCGAGGCGUAG
Molecule: messenger RNA, 792 nt
Organism: Dioszegia hungarica
Lineage: Eukaryota; Fungi; Basidiomycota; Tremellomycetes; Tremellales; Bulleribasidiaceae
Product: ribosomal family S4e-domain-containing protein
Exons: 5
Coding region: 1-792 (263 amino acids)
Biological process (GO): translation
Cellular component (GO): cytosolic small ribosomal subunit; ribosome
Molecular function (GO): RNA binding; structural constituent of ribosome
Source: RefSeq, a predicted model, not a curated record